CAUGUAUGGGAUUUGAACCCCUCAUCCCUCCCGCCGGGGUACCCGCCGAUUCGCCAAGUAGCCGAGCGAAACGCAGAUAGAAAAACUUCAACAAUGUGAGCGUACAAACGAGCACAGAUGCCCAACAAGGCGCGGCCUCAUCAAGAGUGGUCUCCUCAAUCCCCCAUAGAUGUUUUGUGGAUGUCCCGCUCUGCCAUGAGGCCGGCCGAGGGUGACGCGUCAGAUUGCAUUCUGGUGGUCGGCGUGUCCCGGCCGAAGGUGGCCGUCGCCUUCCUAUCGGUCGCUCUGCUUUCCCUCUUCCUCACCUUCCACAUACUAUAUGAUAGCGCCGUUUAUAGCCUGCACGCGGUCUCCGCCGUUGAAGGACGCACAGUCGAACUGGUCUCCCAGGUACGCGCGACGCCGCCUCUCCUCUUCUCCAACUCCAAAGUUCACUUUCCGCACACGUAUCGUCACCUGCCCCAGGCCAUUAUUAUCGGCGUGCGCAAAUGUGGCACCCGGGCGCUCCUGGAGAUGCUCUAUCUUCACCCGCAGAUACAGCGUGCCGCCGGUGAGGUUCACUUCUUCGAUCGCGACGACAACUACGGUAAGGGUCUCGAGUGGUACCGCCGCAAGAUGCCGUAUUCGUUCAAGGGCCAGAUCACGAUCGAGAAGAGCCCUAGUUACUUCAUCACGCCCGAGGUGCCCGAGAGAAUCCGCGCGAUGAACGGCAGCGUGAAGCUGCUGUUGAUCGUGCGGGAGCCGGUCACCCGAGCGAUAUCCGAUUAUACUCAGCUGCGCAUUCACGCGGCCACCGCGUCUACGUUAAUAACGAACGGCACGCCGCAGCAGCAGCAACAGCAGCAACAGCAACAGCAGCAGCAGCAACAACAACAGCAACAACAACAACAACAAGCGGCGCGUACCUUCGAGGAACUGGUGAUGCGACCCGACGGAACUAUCAACGAAUCCUACAGACCAGUCGCCAUCUCCCUCUAUCACACCUACAUGCACCGCUGGUUGGAGGUGUUCCCGCGGGAACAGAUCCUCAUCGUAAACGGCGAUCAGUUGAUCGAGGAUCCGGUGCCGCAGCUGCGUCGCAUCGAGAACUUUCUCGGGCUUGAGCCGCGGAUCGGCCGGCACAAUUUCUACUUCAACCACACGAAGGGUUUCUACUGCCUGAGAAACGAGACGUCGGAGAAGUGUCUGAAGGAGAGCAAGGGCAGGCGACAUCCGCGCGUCAGUCCGAUUGUCGUGACGAAGCUGAGGAAGUUCUUCAACGAGCACAAUCAACGCUUCUACGAACUCGUCGGCGAGGAUCUCGGCUGGCCGGAGGAAUAACCAUCGUGGAGACGUCCCGACCCGUUCGUCGUCGUCGGCGUGAGUCGCGCGUGCAUCGUUCAUAUAUCGUUUCGAUCGAAUCAAAUAUCGUUUCGUCGCUCGAAGACGAGGGCGAUACACCAGACGAGUAAUCGAAGAUGCGGAAUCGAGCUGACCGGUUACGUCAGUGAACACCAGACUUCUUUGGAAUCGCAUCGUUUUCGAUCGAACGACGUCUUCGACAUCUUCGAGGGACGCGCGAUUACGAGGAUAAGUAUAGUUUAUAAUUGAUCAUAUCGAUUGUUGUUCCUGUUUAUUUUCGAAUACGGUUGUUUGUUGUUGUCUUUCUCACGAUACCGAUAUAUACUGCCGAUGCACGCGGGACGAGCGUCUUAUUUAUUCACUUAUCAAAGCUGUGUACACAGAAAAAAAAACACACAAACACAAACACACACACACACACACACACAAGUACACAUACAGUUACAGAAACGCCGGCCAAAAUUAAAUAAAUUAGAGAGACGCAGAGACGCGAUUCGCGCGAGAAUGCGAAAGGCGGGGUAAAAAAUUCCGCCUCGCGGAUUCUACGCGGCACGAUAUGAUAUGCGGAUCACAUUGAUCCGUGCGACUUUACAUAUCAAUUUUACAUAUCGAUAGUUUACAUAUCAAUAGGUUAACUAGUUGGUAACGAGAAAAAGAUAAAAAAUAUUUUUAUAAUCCACAUUGGAAGUUGUUAUAUCGCUUAUGUCGUUAAGGAGAUUAAAACAAACAAAAAAAAAAAAAAAAAAAAAAAAAAA
Pseudomyrmex gracilis is the source of this 2096-nucleotide messenger RNA. It is a transcript of the gene Hs3st-A, whose product is annotated as heparan sulfate glucosamine 3-O-sulfotransferase 5. The coding region runs from base 118 to 1320 and encodes 400 amino acids. NCBI's taxonomy places the organism in Eukaryota, Metazoa, Arthropoda, Insecta, Hymenoptera, Formicidae. The transcript is spliced from 4 exons. Gene Ontology annotation, molecular function: [heparan sulfate]-glucosamine 3-sulfotransferase activity. The record is from RefSeq and is a predicted model, not a curated record.